Molecule: messenger RNA, 2319 nt
Organism: Pipistrellus kuhlii (Kuhl's pipistrelle)
Lineage: Eukaryota; Metazoa; Chordata; Mammalia; Chiroptera; Vespertilionidae
Gene: SMAD9
Product: SMAD family member 9
Exons: 6
Coding region: 378-1670 (430 amino acids)
Biological process (GO): cell differentiation; SMAD protein signal transduction; regulation of transcription by RNA polymerase II
Cellular component (GO): heteromeric SMAD protein complex
Molecular function (GO): I-SMAD binding; RNA polymerase II cis-regulatory region sequence-specific DNA binding; DNA-binding transcription factor activity, RNA polymerase II-specific
Source: RefSeq, a predicted model, not a curated record
CUGGCAGCUUUCCAGGUCGGCGCACUAAUAUGGGAGCUGAGUCUUGGAGGCUCCAGCCUGACUGACGCCGGCUGGGGCUGGGACUGGGGCUGGGGCCGCUGCCACCGCUGCAGCCGCAGAUUUGGUCCCCAACUCCAGCGUGGAGACAGCAGCCACGGGGCGCGCGCAGCCAGGCCAGUUUUGCAGUCCAUCCUAGGGCUUAGGAGAAUGACAGCAUGCUUCCCAACCUGUACCUGUCACAGUGACUACCAGAAGAAAAGGAAGAUCUAUGACAUUUCUGGAGAGUUACUUGCUGAUUACUUCUCUUAAGCCCUGCAGGCAGUGAAGGGCUGUCUGACCAGUCCCUGUUUUCACUGGACAGCUGCAGUCAACCUCUUAUGCACUCCAGCACCCCCAUCAGCUCUCUCUUCUCCUUCACCAGCCCAGCAGUGAAGAGACUGCUAGGCUGGAAGCAAGGAGAUGAAGAGGAAAAGUGGGCAGAGAAGGCAGUAGACUCUUUAGUGAAGAAGCUAAAGAAGAAGAAAGGAGCCAUGGAUGAGCUGGAGAGGGCUCUGAGCUGUCCAGGACAGCCUAGCAAAUGUGUUACGAUUCCUCGAUCCUUGGACGGGCGGCUGCAGGUGUCCCAUCGCAAGGGUUUGCCUCAUGUUAUUUAUUGCCGAGUGUGGCGAUGGCCUGAUCUGCAAUCUCACCAUGAGUUGAAGGCCCUGGAAUGCUGUGAGUUCCCAUUUGGCUCCAAGCAGAAAGAGGUGUGCAUUAACCCCUAUCACUACUGUCGUGUGGAGACAUCAGUGCUGCCGCCUGUAUUGGUGCCGAGACACAGUGAAUAUAACCCCCAACUGAGCCUUCUGGCCAAGUUCCGCAGUGCCUCCCUCCACAGUGAGCCACUCAUGCCGCACAAUGCCACCUAUCCUGACUCUUUCCAGCAGCCUCCAUGCUCGGCAUUCCCUCACUCAUCAGGGCAAGCAUUCUCACCGUCCCCGUGCACAGCCAGCUACUCUCACUCCCCAGGAAGCCCUUCAGAGCCAGAAAGCCCCUAUCAACACUCAGACUUUCGGGCAGUUUGUUAUGAGGAGCCCCAGCACUGGUGCUCAAUUGCCUACUAUGAACUGAACAACCGAAUUGGUGAGACGUUCCAGGCUUCCUCCCGAAGCAUACUUAUAGAUGGAUUCACAGACCCUUCAAAUAACAGGAACAGAUUCUGUCUUGGACUUCUUUCUAAUGUAAACAGAAACUCAACAAUAGAAAAUACCAGGAGACACAUAGGAAAGGGUGUGCAUUUAUAUUAUGUUGGGGGAGAGGUCUAUGCUGAGUGUGUGAGCGACAGCAGCAUCUUUGUCCAGAGUCGGAACUGCAACUAUCAGCACGGUUUCCACCCAGCCACUGUCUGCAAGAUCCCCAGUGGUUGUAGCCUCAAGAUCUUCAACAACCAGCUCUUUGCUCAGCUGCUUGCUCAGUCAGUUCACCAUGGAUUUGAAGUAGUCUAUGAGUUAACUAAGAUGUGCACUAUCCGGAUGAGUUUCGUUAAGGGUUGGGGAGCUGAGUACCAUCGCCAGGAUGUCACGAGCACCCCCUGCUGGAUUGAGAUUCAUCUUCACGGGCCACUGCAGUGGUUGGACAAAGUUCUGACUCAAAUGGGCUCUCCACAUAACCCGAUUUCUUCUGUGUCUUAAUAGUUAAGUAUUAAUCCCCAUUUUUAUAGAACAGAUGCUGUUGCAGACAGUGGCUUAUAUCAUUUCAGAUUUGCAACUAAAGUGUCUAAGUAUAUCUGUAAAUACAUAAUAUAUACUGUUCAUCUGUUUUAUCACCACUUAUUUUCUGCUUUCUAGUUAAGCUGAUGCCAUAGAAAAGCAGGUUUUUUUGCGCCUAUGAUGUAAGAAGCAGCAGCUCCUUUUGUGGGAGGAAACAAAGAAAGGCAACUCUUUCAAUAUCUAAAGGUUUUUGGUAUAACAAAAGGCAGCUUUAGUCAGCAACGUCAAUAUAAGGCAGGUUGUGUCGCCCACCAGAAAAAUACUAAAACUGUUUAUACAGCAAAAGUCGGGUACUAGCAGCACUAGAGUAAAUAAUACUUUUAGACAAAAUGUAGCAAUCAAACUCAUUUAAUUUAAAUUAUUUCACUUUUAGUGCUAUUGGCAAGAAAAAAAAUAAGCUUAUACAAUCAGUUAUGUAAGAUAAGACACAUAAACUUUAUUUCUGAAGUUGAAAUGCUUAUACUUGGACAGUUGUGCUCAUAUUUUUAUUUAUUUUUUAUUAUUUUUAUUAUUUUUUUUAGAGAAACAUCUUUUAUUUGGGGAACAUAUACCAAAAACAGAUCAGUAAGUA